UGCCAUGGCAGAGCCAUACACGGGACCGGUCCUCGCCGACUGGGGCGGUGUCGCUGCGUGGAAGCGCGGCUUCCUCGACGCCGCAGCCACCCGCGGUCUGCGCGAGCUCUACAAGCUGAAGGACCAUGCGAUCGACACGACCAUCUCACCUGCCCGACGCAUCGAGAUCCACGCCGCCGCCGAGGUUGCCGUGCCGCCCGUGCCGCACGACUUGCCAUCGUCGGCGUUCAGCGACGCUGUGCUGGCGCGCGCACAUGCAAUCGUCGCGCAUGUGGCCGACGCCAUGCGAGCCGAGACGGCGGCAGUUCAAGCGCGCACCAUGGCGGCAGCUGUGACCUUUCUGCUCUCGGCGUUGUCACCCGACCUCCGCGACGAGCUCGACGACACGUUGUCGCCAUCUGAGCUCUGGGCUGAGGUACACGCCAAGGGCUUCGUACUCAUGGACGACUGCCGCCUUUUUGGGCAUCUUGAACACGUGCGUUUUGCCGACGACGACCAGCUGCCCGGCGGCCUCGCACACGUCGAGGAGCACAUCCAGCGAUUUGUUGACGUCAUUUUUGUGCCGAGCCACGGCCUUGACGCGCGACUUGUGGCGGCGGCCGACCGUUUGAAGAUGGCGCUGCUCUGCAACGCGUGCACACCGGCGAUGGCCAACAUCUGCGAAGCCUGGCGCGCCGAUGCGCUAAUGAUGGAAUUCCGCCAGCUUGGGUCGCCGAUGCUCCAUGCGUUCCAGUGGCUGAUGCGCCGCCAGCGAGCCUUUGGCUACGGAUGA
Messenger RNA from Saprolegnia parasitica CBS 223.65, 772 nucleotides. RefSeq lists its product as hypothetical. The transcript has 3 exons. The coding region runs from base 5 to 772 and encodes 255 amino acids. Lineage: Eukaryota; Oomycota; Saprolegniomycetes; Saprolegniales; Saprolegniaceae. The record is from RefSeq and is a predicted model, not a curated record.